GUGACAUAUUCCAGAAAUAAUGUUCUGAUCAUCCACUGUUUGGCACAAUGUGGGAACUACAGUAUGUCAUAAAAAUGUCUUUCAAAAUGAUUCAAAAUACUGCUUUUUUUCUAAAUGAUCUAGCAUAUGUUUGGAUAUUUGAAAUUGUCAGUCAUCUAGAAAUCACAGGUGUAGGGCAGGCUGGGCUCAAAACCAUUGACUAUUACAAUGGCCAUCUUCUCAUUCUACACAGAGAAGCUAGAGUGGUUCUGAGUUACUUCUACAUGAGCAAAAAAUAAGGGUGCCUCCUGUUCCUGAAGGCAACUGAUUUUCUUACAGGAUCCAGAACAAAUGGUGAGAAAUGGGGGAAACUGGCAAAUUCAGGAGCAACAGCUGGGAAGCUGCCAUCUUUAUCCACAUUACUGUCAAAAUGGAGUGAUGGCUUAGAUGACUUCAAAACAGAAGUAAUUUUAAAACAGGAACAGUACAGAGAGUAUAACAGAUGGCUCUAGACAUCAGUUGUCAAACACUGCAACACAAUCCUAACAUCUAUGUACUCAGAAAGGUGUCCUUAAACAAAUAAUUAAAAAGAAAAAUAGUGAGAUCUUAGCCUGGAUAAGAACCCUUUGGCAAUGUGCAAACAAAAUAUGGCAUCAGUGUAAGAAACUCUUCCUUUUCUCCAUCUUCUGUGCGUAAAAAGGUCCACGGUCUCCAACAUGGUUUGAUAAGCCUCAUAAGAAGGUCUUAUGGACCAAAUCAAGCCUACCAACCCAAAGUUCCCUAUUGGACUUGGAGGUGAAAUGAAUCCAACUCUACACACCCAUUUAGUUAUCUCUAUUUGACCCCCUCACCAAUAAUUUUAGAAAAACCAGUCCCACCCUUUCUUGUGAUGUUGCUAUGUCACUGUCACAUCUGCUGUGGCUCUUUGAGGUUGAAUGUAUUAUAUUAAAUCCUGCUGCAGGACUGUGAUCUCCCUGAGUUAAUGUUUAAGGAAAUGUUAGCUCUUCACGAAAGCAAUAUUUUGAAAGUUGGAAAAGUUUAUUUAUUCAUUACUGGGCUUUGCGAUAUAGUGGGUAUAAUGUAUAUGGUUUUGGGGGAGAUUUGAAAGACAAUGGGUCAAUUGUGAUUGGUUAGCUUCUGGCCCAGCAAGGUAUAUAAAGGGAGCUAUGUUACUGUAUCUUUGCUAAAGUCACACACUAUAUUAAAGAGCUUUUGUCACGCACUACCUUGCUUCUGCCUCCUCAAUCGCCCAAUUUAACAUUGCCGAUGAAGGUGGGAUUGAGACAACGAGAAGCAAGCUGAGAAAGAGCUGACAACGACGGAUUCAGCCAGGCGGACGAGCCCCAUACAGAGCAGGACUACCACGAUGUCUGCGUAUGUACCACUAACGCCUUUCAAUCCAGCCAGAGAGAAGUGGGGGUCAUAUAUGGCUUGGUUCGAGUGUUUCCUGGAGGCCAGCAAUCUACGGGCCUCUCCAACAACAGGAAGCGAGCACUAUUCCUGAGCCACUGUGGACCAGAGGUUUUCGACAUGGCUGACUUGCUAUCGGAACCGACCCUGGUCCAGACGGUAUCGUGGCAGGCCUUGCUAGCUUCACUGAAGGCCCACUACGCCCUGGUACCCUCCAAAUUCAUCCAGAAGUACGAGUUCCGGCAAUGGCUGCAGCGAGAAGGCGAACCGAUCAGCACUUACAUGGCCACCCUGAGCAAGGGAGCGACGCACUGUGAGUACCGAGACCUUGAUGAUGCGCUCCUAGAGCAACUAAUCUGCAGUGUUAGAGAUAUUCCCCUACAGAGAAGACUGCUUGCCAGGUCCAAUCUAAUGCUCCACAUCGCUCUUGACGAGGCAAGAGCACACGAAUCCUCCACCAAGGCUGCAGAGACCCUGCAAACGGCCAGCACCAUUGCAAGCGAUGUCAAGGUCAACACGGGUGCACCGCGAGGCAACCCAGACCGACAACAAGGAAGAGUCCAACAAAGACGUCUUCCAAACAGAAAGGCACAAAAGGGAGCAGAAAGAGCGUCGAGAGAACUGUGCGAGCUGCAGAGGUUCCCAUCAAUGACAGAAUUGCAAGUUCAAGGGCGCCAUUUGCACUGUGACAAAAGGGGACAUUUAGCAAGGGUCUGCCGGGCGAGUCUAUCAUCCAACCACAAGCAAAGGAGCGGAGCCAGCCAAUCAGAGCCGGUGCGGCACAAGAGGACCAACAAAGAUGGUGAUUCAAAAAAGGGUGCGAACUUCUGGAAUCAUGAGACCUGCAGCACCAGGGUCGGCCAAGCCAGCAUGUAGACCAAAAAGAAAGUCCACACCAUGGUGGAGAUAGAGGGGAGCCCUUGCGAAAUGGAGAUCGAUACCGGAUCAUCUCUAUCCAUCAUGUCCUGGACCACCCUGAAAGCGGCGAUGCCCAGCUUGAAGAAGGGUCAACUACAGCCUCAGCGGCUUCGGGACUACCAAGGAAACCACAUCCCUGUGGAAGAAGUAGGCACGUUCCAGGUUGAGUAUGGAGAGCACCGAAAGAAGCUUCCCCUCACCGUGGUCAGCGGGCAUCUACCGAGCCUCCUGGGUCUGGGCUGGUUUAAGGCCCUUGGAAUGGGAUUCACCAGAGU
Messenger RNA from Pantherophis guttatus, 2582 nucleotides. The record is from RefSeq and is a predicted model, not a curated record. NCBI's taxonomy places the organism in Eukaryota, Metazoa, Chordata, Lepidosauria, Squamata, Colubridae.